This is a messenger RNA of Effrenium voratum, 495 nucleotides long. The record is from the annotation of a GenBank genome assembly. Lineage: Eukaryota; Dinophyceae; Suessiales; Symbiodiniaceae.
AUGGCGGGCACCGUGGCGCCCCUGGACGAAUUCGUGGAAAAGGCUCAGCUGGAGUGCCUCAAUGAAGACAAGGCCAACCCAGUUGCGAACAUCUUGGAUCCCAGCCCGGACACCUUCCUAUCUUCUGAUGAAAAUGUAGAUCAUCAGCUCCUGUUGAAGGUGCAGUUUCGGGUGCCUGUGAAGCUACAGAGCAUCCGCAUCCUGGGCGAGGAGGAUGAGACGGCGCCGCAAAGCGUGAAGCUGUUCUUGGACAAGGUGAAUAUGGGCUUCGAGGAUGCAGAGGAGGAAGCUGUCCAGGAGCUAGCGCUCACGCCGGCCAAUGUGGGUGGCGAGCCCGUGCUGCUGCGGUUUGUGAAAUUCCAGAACGUGUCGAGCCUGCAGCUUUUCUUCCAGGACAACUGUGGAGCUCCAGUGACCAGAAUAAAGCGCAUCGAGUUCUUGGGCCAGCCGGCCUCCAGCAUGGACAUGAAGGACUGGAAGCCCGUGAAGGGCUGA